Messenger RNA from Malania oleifera, 2167 nucleotides. RefSeq lists its product as uncharacterized. The transcript has 6 exons. NCBI's taxonomy places the organism in Eukaryota, Viridiplantae, Streptophyta, Magnoliopsida, Santalales, Ximeniaceae. Gene Ontology annotation, molecular function: protein heterodimerization activity. The record is from RefSeq and is a predicted model, not a curated record. The coding region runs from base 89 to 1945 and encodes 618 amino acids.
GUUGGUUCCUCUCGCAUCCAAUCCCUACUCCUAAAACGACACAACUUAAUUCUCCUUCUCUCCCUCCGGAAUACAGAGAGAGCGACGUAUGGCGUUGCUCGGCGACGACGGUCGAGGCUACGAGCUCGCCCGGAGGCUCGAAGCCGGUGGGGUGUGGCGGUCGUGGCUUGGGGACUCCUGCUACGCGAACUUUGUACACUUCCUCUCGUCGCCGUCCUCAUGGGAGGUCUUCAUGCGCGCCGAUGACCGCAAAUCUAGGGCUCAGAUCCACCUCCAGCUCAGGGUUCGCGCUCUUCUCUUCGACAAGGCCUCCGUCUCUCUCUUUCUCCGUCCCCAGUCCGCUUCGUCUUCGUCGUCGUCGUCUGCCGCAGCUUUUUCGAAGCUCAAUCCCACUUAUUUGCAGUUGCACGGCGAUGAUGUGUACUUCACUCUGGAAAAUAGUUCACUGGAUGGGGUUCAACAGCGAGAUGGCGUUGUAGCCUCCAACACUGCGCUGUCGAAGGGUAUGCAGAUUCAAGCUAAAGCAACUUUUAGUGUUGGAUCAAGAUAUGGUGAAUCUGAGAUUGAUAAUAUAUCGCAGAGAUUCAGGCAAGAAGAAUUGCCAGAAUCAUGGUACAGCCAGUUUAUUGAGAAGUAUAGAGCUAAUAGACCAUAUAAGUCAUCAUUGGGGGACAGAGAAUUAGAUAAACGUACACCUGAGGAGAUGUCUGCUUACCUUAGACAUCUUGAGAAACAUAAAAGGAGGAGAUUAGCAUUUAAGGAGGAUCAAAAUAUGGGUUUUGGAAACCAUAUGUUGGAGAAUAAAUCAAACAUGAAUCCAAAUUCUAUUUUAGAUGGCAACUUGGUUGAGGACGACACACCCUUUUUCCCAGAAACACUGUUUGCGUGGAACUGUGUGCCUGACAGUGCACUUCCUCCAACAAAUAGAGCAGAAAACAACCAGAAAAUUGAGUUUAAUGGGGUCCUCGAUACUUUGCCCCAAGUUAUGACCAGGAGUCCUAUCAUGAUUGAGAGGCUUGGUAUUAAGCCUGAGUGCCUAGGCAUGGAACAGGGAGGAAUUCCUUAUCAUGGGAAAAAUGGGUCUGAGGGGAAUAGGAACGAGCUUGGUAAAGAGCAAGCUUCUCAGAUGUCUAAGAAAGUAAUAGCCCGUGUGCUGACAAAUAUGGGGUUUGAGGGUACCACAGAAGUUCCGAUGGAAGUUUUAUCUCAAUUACUCAGCUGUCAUAUCUGUAAAUUAGGCCGUACCUUGAAAGUCCUUGCUGAUAGUUACAGGAAACAGUGCUCAGCCAUUGAACUGCUGAAGAUGUUUCUUCAAACAGCUGGAUAUAGUAAUCUUGGGGCUUUAGUGGAGCAAGUCAAGGAUAAUACCAGGAAUACUAUGCAACAAACUCAGCAACAAGUACAUGGAGUCCAGUCGCAACUUCAACAACAGAAUCAGUCUUCCCUUGGGCAGCCUCAGCAAAUUCCAAGGCAAAUGCAUCAGCAGAUGCAGCAGAUGAUUCUUCCCCAAAAUUUGGCUUUGCAGCAACAGCAGCAUUGGGAGAGAAUGCGAAGACGGCAACAGCAACAGCAACAGCAACAGCAACAGCAAUCCAAUCCCCGCAGUGGUAUGAAUAUGGAUAAGGACAGGCCAAUGGUAGAAGUCAAGAUUGAAAACCCAACAGACUUACCAAUGGAUGGUACUGCCUUUACCAACAUCAAUACCAGGCAUCCACAAAUGCAGAUUCGGCAGCAGAAAAUUGCUGCCAUGUCAAAUCUCCAAGCUCAAUCUGGCAAUCAGUUCAGACAUAUGACUUCCCUUCAAAUGCCUCAAAUUCAGACGCAGAAUGUGAGCAUGGUUAGGGCUCCACCUGUGAAAGUUGAAGGCUUUCAGGAGUUGAUGGGUGGGGAUUCUACAUUAAAGCAUGAUUUGGAGGAAAAUAGACUCACCUCCCCCUCCAAGUGAUGCGAAUGUUGGGUCACUUAUCCUACAUUCUAAUUAUUUGAUCCAACACUUUGUGCCUGUGUAUAUAUAUAUAUAUAUAUAUAUAUAUAUUUGCAAUCUUAAAUCAUGUUUUUAUAGCUUGAUGGUUGCAAAUAAAUCUUUUCCCGGAUAAGAAUUUUGUUCAAUGCCCAUGGCGAUUGCGGGUUGUUGCAAUCCAAGAAAGUUUACUUUGCUUCUUUUCUA